AUGGUUUCCUUCACCAACUUGCUGACUGCCGGUCUCGUGGCAUCUGCUGCUCUGGCCGCGCCGCAUAGCCACGCUGCCGCGCAUAAGAAGCGCAGCAGCACCAAGCGUGGUGCUGCCUACAACGACAUCACUACCGUGACUUCCUUGUCCAGCGUCACAUGGGCCUACAACUGGGGCAUGACCAACUGGGGUCUGGACCUCCCCAAAGGAGUCGAGUAUGUGCCCAUGCUGUGGGGUUCCAAGGACUUCGGCGGUUGGUUGACUGCCGUCGAGACUCUUCUUAACAGUGGCACCAACUACAUCCUGGGCUUCAACGAGCCUGAUAACUCUGGUCAGUCUUCGAUGACCCCCUCUGAGGCUGCCAGUAACUACCUGGCCUACAUCACUCCGUUUAAGGGCCAGGCUAAGCUGAUCUCGCCUGCCGUCACCUCAUCCACCAACGAUGGCGAGGGUCUGAGCUGGUUCGGCGAGUUCAUAGCCGAUUGCAGCUCGUGUGGCAUCACCGGUCUCGCUGUGCACUGGUACGGUGAUAGCGCUGAUCAGUUGAUCUCUUUCGUUAAAAAAGCUGUCAAGGCUGCUGCCGAGUACGGCCUUGAAGAAGUCUGGCUCACCGAGUUUGCUCUCAACGCUGACGUUAACGGUAUCGCCGAUACGUCUGUCACCCAGGCUUUCCUCAACGAGGUCGUUCCUUUCCUUGAAAGUACUGACGGAAUCACUCGCUACUCGUACUUCAUGUGCGCUGAUAACUACUUGUUGACCAACGGCGCUCUCAACGCUGUCGGAACCACAUACCUUUCUUAA
Molecule: messenger RNA, 801 nt
Organism: Penicillium taxi
Lineage: Eukaryota; Fungi; Ascomycota; Eurotiomycetes; Eurotiales; Aspergillaceae
Product: glycoside hydrolase family 128 protein
Exons: 1
Coding region: 1-801 (266 amino acids)
Biological process (GO): fungal-type cell wall polysaccharide metabolic process
Cellular component (GO): fungal-type cell wall
Source: RefSeq, a predicted model, not a curated record